Alternaria ventricosa is the source of this 795-nucleotide messenger RNA. RefSeq lists its product as uncharacterized. The record is from RefSeq and is a predicted model, not a curated record. The transcript is spliced from 3 exons. Gene Ontology annotation, biological process: transmembrane transport; carbohydrate transport. Bases 1 to 795 code for a protein of 264 amino acids. Gene Ontology annotation, molecular function: carbohydrate:proton symporter activity. NCBI's taxonomy places the organism in Eukaryota, Fungi, Ascomycota, Dothideomycetes, Pleosporales, Pleosporaceae. Gene Ontology annotation, cellular component: membrane.
AUGUUUCACACCCCCCAUUUCAACUGGUACGGUCGCGGCUUCAAACUUCGCGCCGCUAUAACAAUCGCCUGCCAACUGGCCUUCGUCCUCUUCGGCUACGAUCAGGGCGUCUUCAGCGGUAUCGUCGGCAACGAAGACUUCCUAAACACUUUCGACCACCCCUCGCCCGGCCUUGAAGGCAUCAUUGUGUCAAUAUACAAUUUAGGUUGCUUCACGGGAUGCAUUCUCAGCUUUAUGUUUUGCGAGAAGACGGGACGGAGGCUGGCUAUGUGGAUUGCUAUGGUUUGGAUUAUAGUCGGUGGCGCGCUCCAAACGAGGAUUGGUACUGGGAUCGAGACUUCGACUGUGCCCAUGUACCAGUCUGAGCUGUGUGAAGCGAACAAGCGCGGCCGCCUCGUGGCGUCAGAACCACUCUUCGUCGGCGUGGGGAUCGAGCUGGCGUACUGGUUCGACUAUGGAAUGUCGUUUACGGAAGGAUCGAUCGCGUGGCGUUUACCCAUUGCAUGCCAGGUCAUCUUCGCCAUCAUCGUCAUCGUGCUUGUUUUUGGCCUUCCUGAAUCACCCCGGUACUUGUAUGCGCAUGGUCGCCACGAAGAAGCGCUUCAGAUUCUUUGUGACGUAUACGACGGCACGCCUGAUGAUCCAACGAUUGAGAAGGAGAACAGAGAGGUGCUGGAGGCUCUGCAGGUCGAGCGAGAGCAUGGAGAGUACAAGUGGUCGCAACUUCUCAAGAAAGACCGCGUCCAGACUAGACGUCGUGUAUUGCUUGCCUACGGCGCGCAGUUCAUGAACUAG